AUGUAUAGACAGAUCGUCGUACAUCCUGAUGACAGAUCUCUCCAACAAAUAGUUUGGAGAAAUGAUCCAUCAGAGCCCAUGAAAGCGUACCAGUUAAACACCGUUACGUAUGGCACAGCCAGCGCACCCUAUCUCGCCACCAGAUGUCUUAAGCAGAUUGGUAUGGAUUGCAAGGACGAUAAAAUCUCCGAAAUAAUAAUCCAUGACUUCUACGUCGAUGACCUAUUAACAGGAGGGGACAGCAUUCAAGAUGCGCUGGACAUACAUAACAAGGUGUCUUCUGAACUGGCCACAGCUGGUAUGAACCUCCGUAAGUGGAAAUCAAAUGAACCUCGAGUAAUACUAAAUAAUAACAAUUCAUCGCUCGAAUUAAAUAUUGGUUCUACGGAACCCUGUAAAACAUUAGGUCUCAGCUGGCAAAUCGAGUCUGAUGAACUGUAUUUUUCGACGAGUGAAAUCGUUUUAAAUAAUUUUACAAAACGUGGACUACUCUCGGUUAUUUCACAAAUCUUUGAUCCACUGGGUCUUCCGACCCCAUGCAUAAUUUCUAUGAAAAUUUUAAUGCAAAAAUUAUGGUUACUUAAACUUACAUGGGACGAACAGUUGCCUUCGGAAAUAAUUAAAUUAUGGCUUUCAAUUGUAGAAAACUUAUCAUUUUUAAACAAUUUAAGAAUUCCACGCAGUGUUAUCUGCAAUCAAUAUAUUAAUGUAGACUUACAUAUUUUAGUGACGCAUCUCAAGUGGCUUACGGAGCAUGUCUGUAUGUCCGUAGUUCUAAUAAUAAAAAUAAUGUGA
This is a messenger RNA of Parnassius mnemosyne (clouded apollo), 795 nucleotides long. NCBI's taxonomy places the organism in Eukaryota, Metazoa, Arthropoda, Insecta, Lepidoptera, Papilionidae. The record is from the annotation of a GenBank genome assembly.